Molecule: messenger RNA, 520 nt
Organism: Medioppia subpectinata
Lineage: Eukaryota; Metazoa; Arthropoda; Arachnida; Sarcoptiformes; Oppiidae
Source: the annotation of a GenBank genome assembly
ACACUUUCAAUGAGUUUUACGGACAAAACUUUUACCGUUAAUUGAAUUGAAUUGCAAUUAAAUCAAUGAAAUAAUGAGUGAAUUAACACAUCUGGAGAUUAUAGGAAUCGUUUCAUUAGUUUUCGUUGCAUUAAAACUGACAAUAAGUGUAUUGAAGGGCUUUUGGACCACUUUUUUGGGCUAUAAAUUGGGUUUUGGUAUUGAAUGGAAAGUCGGAGACAAUGUGUGGGCUGUCAUCACCGGCGCUACCGAUGGUAUUGGUCUGCAAUACGCCAAACAAAUGGCACAAAAGGGAUAUAAUUUAGUCAUUAUCUCAAGAAAUGAAGACAAACUGAUGGCAACACAAAAGAGUCUAUUGAAUGACUACAAAGACUGCAAACAGGUCAAAACAAUUGCCGCUGAUUUCAGUCGUACCGAUGUUUACGAUAUGAUCGCCAAAGAGUUGAACCAAUUGGAAGUGAUUGACGUAUUGGUGAACAAUGUGGGCACUCUUAGCACUUGUCCCGACUAUUUCCUGGAC